Molecule: messenger RNA, 2284 nt
Organism: Gymnodraco acuticeps
Lineage: Eukaryota; Metazoa; Chordata; Actinopteri; Perciformes; Bathydraconidae
Product: signal peptide, CUB and EGF-like domain-containing protein 1
Biological process (GO): signal transduction
Cellular component (GO): cell surface
Molecular function (GO): calcium ion binding
Source: RefSeq, a predicted model, not a curated record
CAGAAGCGGUCCUCCUCCUCUCGUAUCAGAGACACACACACACACUCACACACUCACACACACACACACACACACACACACACACAGUCCAAACCCCCAGAAAAGCCCUGCUGAAUCCUCACACCGUCUGUCAGCAUGGGGAGCGCUUGUUUUUCCCGGGACGUUUGUUUGUUUAUCCUCCUCAUAAAUACUUGCAGGGUGAUGGGGAAUGUCGGACUCGCAGAUGCAGACGAGUGUGCAGAAGGGUCGGACGACUGCCACAUCGACGCCCUCUGCCAGAACACGCCCAAGUCCUACAACUGCAUCUGCAAGCCAGGCUACAAGGGAGAUGGCAAGCAGUGUGAAGACAUGGACGAGUGUGAGAACGACUACAACGGAGGCUGCGUCCAUGAAUGCAUCAACAUACCUGGCAACUACAGGUGCACCUGCUACGAUGGGUUCAUGCUAGCCCACGACGGACACAACUGUCAGGAUGUGGACGAGUGUGCAGACAACAACGGUGGAUGCCAGCAAGUGUGUCUCAACACCAUGGGGAGCUACGAGUGUCAGUGCACACAUGGCUUCUUUCUCAGCGACAACCAGCAUACCUGCAUCCACCGCUCUGAUGAUGGGAUGAACUGCAUGAACAAGGACCACGGCUGUGCCCACAUCUGCAGAGAGGCUCCAGGCAAGGGCGGGGUGUCGUGCGAGUGCCGUCCUGGCUUUGAGCUGAACAAAAACCAGAAAGACUGCAUAUUGACGUGUAACUAUGGAAACGGCGGUUGCCAGCACACAUGCGAUGACACAGACACAGGGCCGGUGUGUGGCUGCCAUCAGAAGUACGCCCUGCACUCAGACAGCAAGACCUGCAUCGAGAAAGAUGAGGCUGCAAUUGAGAGCUCUGAGUUCAAUGCCACGUCAGUAGCUGAUGUGGACAAGCGGGUGAAACGGCGGCUACUUAUGGAGACCUGCGCCGUGAACAAUGGCGGCUGUGACAGGACAUGCAAAGACACCGCCACAGGGGUGCGCUGCAGCUGCCCCGUGGGAUUCACUCUGCAGCCCGAUGGCAAAACCUGCAAAGACAUCGACGAAUGCCUGGAGAACAACGGAGGCUGCGAUCACUUCUGCAAGAACACAGUGGGCUCCUUCGAAUGCAGCUGCCAGAAAGGACACAAACUGCUCACUGACGAACGCUCAUGCCAAGAUAUUGACGAAUGCUCCUUUGAGAGGACCUGUGACCACACCUGCAUCAACUACCCUGGCAGCUAUGAGUGCGUCUGCAAAAAGGGACACAUCCUGUACGGCCUCACACACUGCGGAGACAUUGAUGAGUGCAGCAUCAGUAACGGGAGCUGUGAGCACGGCUGCAUAAACACUCAGGGCGGCUACGAUUGUGUGUGUCCACCCGGUCAGAAGCUCCACUGGAACAAGAAGGAUUGUAUCGAGGCGGUGAAGUGUCUGCCCAAUGGGAAGCCAGUACCCCGAGCCCAGCUGACCUGCACCAAGAGCGGGGGGGCAGAGGUCUGCUCACUCUCCUGCCCCUCCAACGCCCUCUUCCUCGCAGACUCAGAGAACAGCUACACACUGAGCUGUGGAGUGCCCGUCCAGCCUGUUAAAGCUCCUCCGAAGAGGAACACCACCAGUGCUUUACCCACCUGUGGCGACACGCUGUCCGCACCCAUAAAGCAGAAGGCCAGGUUUAAGAUCAAAGACGCCAAAUGUCACCUGAGGCCCCGAAACAAGGAGAAACACAGAGACUCCUCCAGACAGAACCUACAAGGAGGCCAAUUCCCUUGCACAGACGACUGCCAGGUAACAUUUGUAAACCUCAAGUGCGACUCUUCUAAGAAGCGCAGACGAGGACGCAAAUCUCCUUCCAAAGAGGUUUCCCAUAUCACAGCUGAGUUUGAGAUGGAGAUGAGAGAGGAAGAAGCAUCAGACUCUUGUAACGUGGAGUGUGUGCGGGAAAGGGUGAAGCAGAAGCUGCAGAGCGCCAUGCGGACGCUCAGGAAGUCCAUCAACAAACAGCAGUUCUACAUCCAGUUCUCUGGGACGGAGUACGAGGUGGCCCAGAAACCGUCCAAGGUACUGGAGGGAGCCGAGCUCUGCAGCACGGGACACGUCCUCCGAGAGGGGAAGUGUGUGAGCUGUGGGCUCGGGACGUUCUACAGCGGGGAGCAGGAGCAGUGUGUGCAGUGUCUUCCCGGGACGUACCAGGACACGCUGGGUCAGCUAUCCUGUGAGCCAUGUCCCGGCAUCGAAGGACAGGGCAUCGCCGGGGCCAAGAACGUGUCUCAGUGUGGAG